AUGAACGGCUCUCUCGAGCCCACAGGCCGCUUUUCUGGAAACGGAGAUGGCUUCCAUCGGCACUCGCUGAGCUCCAGUAAUCAUAAUCACAACCACAUGAGUCUUGGGUUUGCCGACAUGAUGUCUUCUGCUGCCCUCGGCUCUUCUCAUCAGGGCUCUUCGUCUACCGUCGAGCCUUCCCGCUUCGCCAGCCCCUCUGCUGCCAACAUCGGUACGAGCGGUAGCAGCAGCGGCAGCCGCGGUAGCGUCAGUGUCAACAGUCAUGCCGGGGCCAGCACCGGCUCUGGUCCCAUUACCGCCAAUGCCUAUGAAUCUCACGACGAUCUCUGCGUCGAUGGCUGCAUGGGCGUGGGUCUUUACAAUGGCUACCAGCAGUUCAACCACCGGGGCGGCAACCCCUCACUCCAGUCUCGCUGGGCUCGUGGAAACACCAUAUCCCAGUAUGGCUAUUCUACUGUUUCAACCACAAACCUCUGCGCGCUUCCUGCUCAGUAUCGUCAUGAGACUAGCUUCACGCCGUCGGCUUCAGAUUCCUUCCCGUCCUGGCUCAGUCAGCAUCUCACUACUAGUGUGCAAUGUAAUGACGAGGAUUGCCAGUCCAUGAAUAGCUGUUGCGACAGUCAGUGCACCAUGACCGGCAAGUGUACUGACCUGGCUUGCGCCAACACCGAGGAUGCUUGCACCGAUCAGAACUGCCCUUCCAGGCCCAGCUUCGAGCAUUCAUCCGAGGUAGUUAACGGAGCGGCUGCUCUCAUCUCUAUCAACCAUGCUCCAGGCAACCAUCAGCAGAACUUCAGCAUGCAGCAGCAAGAUGAUCCACAGAACUAUACUUACUGCCACUUCCCUUUGUACAAUGCUCCCGGCAUGUUCGAUCAGUACAACUCCGUUGGCUCAAACGUACAAAUGGGCCAGGCAUUUGUGGAGUGUGGCGCUGAGAUACACGAUCCCCAGUCGUUCCUGGAGCACUUCAACACUCAGCACCGACCCCAAUUCACGUCAGCUGGUCUGGUCAUCCCUACUUUCUCGAGUCAAUCCGCGCAACCGAGGCAAGGGGGGCAUGGAGGGCAGACCGGCCAGAGUGUGCAGAACGGGCAGAGCGAACAGAGUGGACUGGCCAGCAAUGCCUUGCCUUCCACCGAGUCAAUGUCUUCUCCUAUCACUCCUCUCGAUACCUCGGACUCCUGCCGGUCAUCCAAUACCCCAUCACCAGUGACCCCUCUUUCCAAUAGUGUGGAGAUGUCAGACGGGAAACCAGAAUGCUCACCUCACAUCCGCGGCACAUCUGUUGCCUCUUUUGCUAGUAAUUCUGUCGAUAUCGGUGUCGAAGAGGAGCAUCGGUGUCUGUGGAGAAACGAUGGAAGCUCCCAGGUCUGUGGCCAGUUAUUUGCCGAUGCCGAGGAGCUCUUCAAGCAUACCUCUGAGGUUCAUAUCAAGAAUGCCCAAAAGGGAGCACAAGGCUUCCGUUGUGGGUGGGAUGACUGCCCCCGUAGUGAACCUGGUGCUGCCGGGUUCCCACAAAGAAGCAAGAUCGAGAGGCACAUGCAGACGCAUAUUGGCCAUAAGCCUCACAUCUGCCCAACCUGUAACAAGGGUUUCUCGGCAAAGCAAGCUCUAACGCAGCACAUGUUCAUCCACAGCAACGAAAAGCCCCUGACCUGUAACAUAUGUCAAAAGGCAUUCCGAUACCCGAGUGCACUGACUAUGCACCAGCGUGUUCACUCCGGCCUGAAACCCCUAAAAUGCCCAGUUUGCGGCAAGGGCUUCAGCGAGUCGUCUAACUUGUCCAAGCACAAGCGCACUCACGAAGUCAAAGGCCGUUUUACGUGUACUAUUCCGGGCUGUGACCGAAACUUCCAUCGGCAGGACCAACUCCGCCGGCAUAUGAAAACUCACCAAAGAGGAGGCGGUGAGAACAGACCACCACCGCCUGUUGUUGUGCCUGAGCCCCAGGGGUUGAGCGUUGUUCAGGGGUAG
Molecule: messenger RNA, 1974 nt
Organism: Thermochaetoides thermophila DSM 1495
Lineage: Eukaryota; Fungi; Ascomycota; Sordariomycetes; Sordariales; Chaetomiaceae
Product: putative specific RNA polymerase II transcription factor
Exons: 4
Coding region: 1-1974 (657 amino acids)
Biological process (GO): regulation of transcription by RNA polymerase II
Cellular component (GO): nucleus
Molecular function (GO): DNA-binding transcription factor activity, RNA polymerase II-specific; RNA polymerase II cis-regulatory region sequence-specific DNA binding
Source: RefSeq, a predicted model, not a curated record